GCCUCAUGUGCCGGGAUCUAAAAAAAAUCGCUUUUUUUAAAGGGAAACCAAGGUUGUCGAGGUCUGUGGUGGGCACGGUGAGAGGAAGGUUGCAGGGCCCUUGUGGGAGCAGAAGAGCUGUGCUAUUCCCCCUUUUGUCCUCUCAUGCCCCCCACCCCACCCCCGUGUGUUCCCCUGUGUGUAAGUGACCCCACACCCCCACCUGCCCCAAACCUGAUCUCUCCGCCCGUUGUGUCGUCGCUCCCGCCCGAAGCCCCCCUCUCACCCCAUGCUUGGGACAAAGCCAGCUCACUGCCAGCCCAAUGACUGCCUGGAAUGUCCUGCCCCUCAGCCUGUCGGUCUUCUCCAUCACAGGAAUAGGGAUAGUGUAUACCAUGGCUGUGAUGAAUCACCAUGUUUGUCCUAUAGAUAACUGGUCUUACAACGUGACAUGCACAGACGACCUUCCCCGGCCAGGCUUCCCGAAGACAUGCUGCACCAUCCAGGACAUCCCCCUCAUCAGUAAAUGUGGCUCUUUCCCUCCUGAAAGCUGCUUGUUCAGCCUGAUUGGCAACGUUGGAGCUUUCAUGGUGGUGAUGGUGUGCCUUCUGCGCUACGCCCAGGUGAUCGAGCACAGCCAGCAAUGUUGGGUCAACACCAGCGCCUUGGUUUUUGGCUGCAUCAACGCUGUGGGUCUGGUCAUGGUGGGAAACUUCCAGGUGGAUCAUGCCAAGUCCGUGCACUAUGUGGGCGCUGGUGUGGCCUUCCCAGCAGGGCUGCUGUUUGUGUGUCUGCAGUGUGUGCUCACCUACCGUGCAGCUGUCACUGCCCUGGACUACUGGAUGACCCAUUUCCGGGUGACACUGGCACUGGGAGCCAUGGUCUCCGUCGUCCUCAGUGGCAUCUUCUUCAUCCACGAGAGCUUCAUCCUGCAGCACGCCGCCGCCAUCUGCGAGUGGAUCUUCACGGUCGACAUCCUGGUUUUCUACGGCACCUUCACCUACGAGUUUCGUACCGUUACCAGCGAGACCAUAUUGGCGGGCCUGCAGCAGUGUCACCACGGCUCGGGCGUGAUCAUGGGCCCCAGGGCCCAGGGCUCGACACUGGGCGGGGUGACCAAGGGCCUCAAGUCCCCCGGGGGGAGCAGCACAUCCACACAUCUCAACUGUACCCCGGAGAGCAUAGCCAUGUUGUAGCUCUGCAGCACUGCCCAAAGGAGUCAACUGUCUCUGCAGCAUGUGGAGGACGAGAGUAAGUUGUGAUAUCUUUAACCGUUGAACCGACACCAGGUUGUUACAUCUAUACAAACUAUGCUGUUGUUGUUUUUUUUCCCCUCCCAACAUUGGUGCAAACCCCUGCAGUCACAUGGCCUGUGACGUCGUCUGCAGCCGUGUUGCAAGGAGGGUUGAAUGUGUGGAGCCAGUUUGAAUGCGGGAACCAUGAAUGUUUUCUAAGACGGCUGUUGAUUUUGGCAGUUCUUCACUUGAGUAGAUUCUUUUUGUUGUCGUUUUUUUUUUUUAAAUGAAUGUGUUACUGGUGGAAAUGUAAAUUACUUGAACGCACAAGGUUUAUUCUCCCUCCCCAUCCACUCCUCCAUCAUCUACCCAGUGCUUUUGUGUGGCCCACCUGUUUUUGGCCUUUAACGUAUCUCUGCACGGCACACUUUUUUUUCGAACGAGAGAAUUACAAUUUUUGCGUUUGCGUAGCGAGUAGAAAACACAGAAUGUUUGAGAUGUGAAUAGUUAAAACAGUUUUGUCAUGUUUUACAGGUUGUAAAAGCAUUUGGCCCUUUAAGACCAAUCGAGCAUUAAUCAAUAAUGGAAUUUUCAAUCAACAAUUUGAUUUGGUUGCACAAAUGAUUUGAAUGCCAAAAUGUUGAUGGCAUUUUUUAUUUUUCACAAAGUAUGUAUGUGUAUCUUGAGCCAUUGUAAUUUCUGAGGUCAUGAUCCUCUCACUGACACGUGAGCGCAGGAUUACUCCCAAAAACUUGUCGCCAUGACUACGACCAUGUGCACCUCAAUCACUUUUAACCGAGAAUCUCUGUCAUCGUCCCACGAUUUGCAUGAUCCGACGACUUCUGUCGUAACAGUUACGUUUUAAUGCUACCUUCUAUUUAGUGUCCGGUGCAAUAAUCGCCAUCAGUCGUCUGAUAAUUUACACUCCACUGGAGUGAACGAUGCCUUUUACAGUGUGUUGGAGCUGAACCCGGGGCUCUAUGUUCAAAAGAAUGUGACCUGCAGCUUGUAGUACAAUUGUAAUCCGACUUACACAUUUCAGUCUGGACCACUAUAGAGAAAAUGUAUUAAUUUCAAUAAUAGCAAAAGGUAUGGCUCUGUUCUGGGACCUCCUGAGAAAGCCUGAGGUAGGGAGAGCAUCUCCCUACCCUUCCAUGCGGGAGAGCAUUUAAAGAUCCCCAGCACAGAACAGAGCCUGCAUCGGAGGUGGGUGGGUGGAUGUUGGCUACAGAUGAUUUCGAUGAUAAUGUUUAGAAUCAAAACUUGUAAGAUAUGUUAUCGGAGAAGGAUGGCUCUACUUCCAUGCGCCCAAUUAAUGUCAUAACUCUGCAUUACAUGUUGAUGACUCUGCAAGAUCUGCAUGCCCACUUGAUGUUAUGACAGGGAUGGUUUCAUUUACCCGGUGUCUCUGACAAGUCUCUGACAAGUCUCUGCUGGUCAUUCGAGAGAAGACAGAUUUCAGGCACUUGGCUUCACUUUCCGGACCCGGUGACCACGUUCUUUUUUUAUACCCAGUCUAUGGUUGAAACAGGAGAUAUAGCGAUGCGGUCUUUGCUGCUCAAAUGUUGAGCGAAUGAGCAGUUUAGUAGUCUGGCGGCAGGCCUCGGUAUUAUCAGAGAGGGGGAGGGCGGAAAGUUGACAGGCUCCUUCGAAACUGACUGAGAAUGGAGGAUGAUUGUCUGUACAGUAGCUGCUUUGAUUUGGGCUUCUCAGAUUUGGAGAAAUUGCAACAGCGAGAGGAUAAAAAGAAAAAUAAUUGAUUGCAGUUCCCCGCACUCUCCACGGGACUGUGAUGCCCUCGAAGCUGUUCGAGUGACGUCAUCGGUCGGCAACGCCACUGUUGAACUUGAGGUUGAGGAGGGCGCUGCCAGAGCUACUGGAUGAUGGACAAAGUUGACAUGAUAGUGCUACUCUCCUGCCCCCGCGGAGCUGGAUGGAACGUCUCUCUCCCCGUGAACGUAUUCCUCUGCUUCAGACCGCUAAUGCCGUUCCGUAAUGCAGUCAAUCUGCCAAGGACGAGGGGUCGACAAACACAAGUAGCUCGCUCUCUCUCUCUCUCUCUCUCGCUCUCGCUCUCGCUCUCGCUCUCUCGCUCACUCUCGGGAGCAGUCAGCUGAUGUGGGCUGGCAUAGAGAUCUCCACUGUCACCUUGUCCCGGGAUCGUGGCUGAGCUCGACCUUGUGGCCUAACUGAAGUAACGCUACGCUCAGUUUCCAGAAUAACCACAGUAGUUGUCGCACACACUGAUUUUGAUUCCGGUCGGAAGCCUUGCGUGAGUUUUUCCGUUAAAGUGGAAGUGACGUGAAGCCUGCUCAGUGAUUACAGAGACGGGGAAUUCUGAUGCUUGAAAAGCUUGUGCCACAAACCUCACCGCUUCACAACGGUGUCUAUACAAUGUUACGACCAGACGAUAGUGUUCAGGGUCGUAGACUGAAGUGAAAGUGUGUCACAUGUUGAGGUUUUUUUUGUAUAUUUCUUUUUUUGUUGCCAAUUCCUGUCAAAGUGAAGGACGUGUGACAACCACUGCUCAAACUCAAGCUGACGACCACAAUGUAGGUUAGACUCUCGCUAUGUGGGCGAGUUAGUUCUCUGUGAGCUGUGUUUCUUCACACAGAUUAGAGUGUUCUGCCCUCUGCGUCGUGUUCAUACAUUUCAAAACUGUCCAACCAACGGAUGCCAGCAAUACACAUGUUCAAAAGGUCACCUCACCUACCUCCUGUGUUAUUUCGUUUAUGUUUAACGGUGAAAGCUUUGGCCCUUUUCCACUGGCACUUUUGGCCGUGCCGAGCCAAACCGCGCCGAUUUGCUUUUCCAUUACCGCGCUUACUGCGCUGUGCUGCGCCCGGUAUGGACUUUCUCUGGUGUGGGCCAAAUAAGCUGGCCCCCUCCUCCAAACGGGCUGCGCUGACGUCAGGUGGCGUCAUCAUUAUUCAGCGCCAUCACCCUGAGCUAUUCUACUUUAACGUCGCCAAGCUAUUUUUACUCUCUGGUUCUUCUUCGUCUUCUUUCUAUAAAAAUGUUGAACGAUAGCCACAUCUCCCUCGAGCUCUUGUUGCUCCAUUGCGUCAUCCCUUCUUCAGUAGAUGCCGAGCAAAAUCAAAACAACAGCCUGGAAAUCCAUUGUGAGCCGUACCAACGGACGUUGCACAAGGCAAAAGUAAAAAAGCAAAAGUGGCAAGGGCUUCAUACGUCAUCAACUCAGGGUGGCGCAUCUUCGGUCGAGAGCACACCCACGACUAGGUCGCCCCGCUGUGAUGGAAAAGCAAACUCCUGCCGCGCAGACAAGUCGUGCCAAACCGUGCCGAGCCAAGCCAGCACAUGUUUAUGGAAAAACGCCAACUAGAGUUCCAACAUGUUCUCCGUCUCACAAUGGUUUGAGGUCGAGUAAAGUAUUUCAAUAUAGCAUGACAGGGGCUCAGCGAUCCACAAAGAUCAGUCGCAACAAGCGUCGGCACUCGACAGGUCAGUGGAUCAGCUGCGGCACAAGAUGGGUAAUCAUGCGUCAGGUCUGUUUUUUGUUACUUUUCAUGCGAAACCAGUUAAACUCAUUCUUUCCGGGACUGCAGCGAUCAUGUCUCGUUCUGUGAUCAUGCCAAAAAAAAAAGUUGUGAUUGAUUUUCUGUGUGGCUGCAGCAGGUGUAUGAAUUUGUGCGAGUGCACUGGUUUAAAGCCUUAUCCCUCGUACUGUGCCCGGGGAUUAUGUUGUGAAUUUUUGUUACUUUGUGUUCAAAUGUAGCCUCUUUUUUUUUUCACCAUACUGUAACCAAGUCACGAGGCGUGACGACAAAUGGCAGCUCGUGUGAGCCCUCACAUCAGGGCCAGAUUUUAACUGUAUCACCAUCUUUCAUAGCCCCAAAGUUUCACGGUGUGUUUUACAUACUUUUCUUAUUUUAUUUUCUGUCAAAACGUGCUCCUCCGUAAGCAUUUCAUGUGGUGCGUCUGAUCGUGGGAGAGUCCUGUAUUACAAAAGAUUGCCUGACCCGAACACGUGUUGCAACACAGAAACUACAAAAAUGGAUUUGUCUCAUUUCCUCCCCGUUUGAAAAAGUAUGUUGCAGAACGAUACCGGAGGAGUCGCGAUUCCCUGAAAACGAGUCAACACAGAUUCUUGUUUCCUUUUUUUCUUCAUUUUUUAAAAUAAAUUCUGUAAAUAUUUAAUGAUUUGUCUAUCAUUUAGGUAUUUUCAUUUGACAGAGAUUUAUAUUCAAAUAUGAAAUAAAAAUGCUAAAUUAUUAGCAG
Scophthalmus maximus (turbot) is the source of this 5453-nucleotide messenger RNA. Its product is annotated as transmembrane protein 150A-like. Bases 303 to 1175 code for a protein of 290 amino acids. The transcript is spliced from 8 exons. Gene Ontology annotation, biological process: protein localization to plasma membrane. Lineage: Eukaryota; Metazoa; Chordata; Actinopteri; Pleuronectiformes; Scophthalmidae. The record is from RefSeq and is a predicted model, not a curated record.